Chelonia mydas (Green sea turtle) is the source of this 2000-nucleotide messenger RNA. RefSeq names its product olfactory receptor 10A7-like. The transcript has a single exon. The record is from RefSeq and is a predicted model, not a curated record. Lineage: Eukaryota; Metazoa; Chordata; Testudines; Cheloniidae. Gene Ontology annotation, molecular function: olfactory receptor activity; G protein-coupled receptor activity. Bases 96 to 1145 code for a protein of 349 amino acids. Gene Ontology annotation, cellular component: membrane. Gene Ontology annotation, biological process: G protein-coupled receptor signaling pathway.
CUCUUUGGGGUUUGUGGGGAAUCUCUCUGAAGUGAAAAAGUUUCUCUGUUGUGAGAGAAUAUAAACCCAGCUCUCAGUUUGCAGUGGGAAGUCUUAUGGGAUCAAAAGAUGGAAAUCUAUCUAAUUUCAUGGUCCAGCCAAAUCUUUCGAUGUUCAUUACUUUUCACGAUCACAGGAUGCAGCUCAUGGAGAAAGGAGGUGCGGAAAAUCAAACAGAUGUGACAGAAUUCAUCCUCUUGGGGUUUGGGGAUCUCCCUGAACUGCAGAUCUUUCUCUUUCUGGUUUUCCUAGUGAUCUAUAUUGUGACCAUGGCAGGGAACUUCCUCAUCAUUGCUCUAGUUGUGACUGAUCAGCACCUUCACACCCCCAUGUACUUCUUCCUGGGGAACUUGUCCUGCCUGGAGACCUGCUACACUUCUGCCUUCCUGCCCAGGAUGCUGGCCAGUCUCCUGACUGGGGACAGAACCAUUUCUGUGGGGGGCUGCAAGACACAGUUUUUUUUCUUUUGUUUUCUAGCAACUACAGAGUGUUAUCUCCUGGCAGUGAUGUCUUAUGAUCGAUAUUUAGCCAUAUGCAAACCACUGCACUAUGGAACCUGUAUGAAUGGCAAGUUGUGCCUCCAGCUAGCAGCUGGGUGUUGGAUAAGUGGAUUUCUACCUUGUACAAUCAUGAUCUGUUUUAUGUCACAAUUAAUUUUCUGUGGCCCCAAUGUAAUGGACCAUUUCUUUUGUGAUCUCACCCCAAUGCUAAAGCUCUCCUGCAGUGACACCAGCCAGAUUAUGCUGGUUCUUUACAUAUUUUCCUUCCCAGAUGCAGUUUCCCCAUUUCUAUUAACCUUGACAUCCUAUGUUUGUAUCGUUAGCACCAUCCUGAGAAUCCCUUCCACCACCGGGAGGCAAAAGGCCUUUUCCACUUGCUUCUCUCACCUCAUCGUGGUAACACUUUUCUAUGGGACCAUAAUGAUUGUCUACACGCUACCGAAAUCCAGCAACCUGAGAGCCCUGAACAAAGUGUUCUCUGUCUGCUACACAGUCCUGACUCCCCUGGCCAACCCCCUCAUCUACAGCCUGAGAAACAGAGAGGUCAAGGAGGCCCUGAGAAAAGCUGUCAGGAAAUGUCUGGCCCUCACACAGAAGUCAGACUAGUUGAAUGAAAUGAGGAUCAAUCAAUCUGGUUUCUAUUGUGAAAGAAGGAGGGUCUAAGUGGGCCCUGAUACAGAAAUGCAGUAUACAAGAGAUGUGUGUGCUUGUGCACACACACACACACACACACACACACACACACACACAUAUAUAAAUUUAAGAGUGAUACAGAUGGUUGGAAUUUUGCAGGGGGAGGAGGGGAGAGAAGAUUUUGACUUUUCAUCAAAAUAACUGAAACCUGAAAAAUGAAAAAAAAAAUUGCUUUUUGGCAACUGACAUCUGAAAACCUUCAGAUGGAAACUGUAAAAAAUAAAAAUAAAAAAAAAGUCAUGCACUGUUGUUGUGGCUGUGUUGGUCCCAGAAUAUUACAAGCUGUGACCCUCUGUACCUCAAAAUAGCACCCUGGACCCCCCUAUUCACCACUGGGAUAGGGGGAUGCUGUGUUUGGUACAAAGUGUGCCUUGGGAGGGAUCAUUUGAGAAGUCUGGAUCUGCUGAACAUUAGUAUCCUGUUGAAUUGUGGGUACUAUCGUUGUAUGUGAUGUUAUGAAGUAUUGCUAAAUGUGUUACUGAAAUAUAGUGAGGUUGGGAGAUGGCCACAGCUGGCCUUUCAGUAACAACAAAGGGGCACCCAUCGCUGGCCAGACAGGCGUUGAUGGCCCAUCAAGAAGAAUCCACUCUCCCAGAAACUCCUCAGAGGGCAGGUACACAAUGGGUACUGCCCGAUCCCACCUCACAGCAAGGAUCUUUCUAGCACCUGGAGAGAAAGUAUAAGGAGGGUCAAUGACAUCACCACUUGGCCUCUCUCCUCCACCAUCUCAACACCCGGAAGAUCGUCUGGAAGACAAAGACUUUGAAC